AACAUGGCGGACGACGUCAAAUCAAAGUUCACUGUUCACAUACGCAUUCAUUUGUUAUUUAAAUUGUAAAUAGCUGUCAGACCGGCCAGUACGCGACAGAUCGUGCUCCAAGGAGGUUGAAUACGUGUUUUUUAUUUUAUUUUUAAAAAUGCAUCGGUUGACAGUGUUUGGGUUAUUGUUGGCGUUUAUUGGGAGUGCAAUUGGUCAUACUUACCAUUUAGGAGCAUGCCCUAUCGUGGAACCUAUGUCUGGUUUUGAUAUGAACAAGAUGCUCGGUUUGUGGUACGUGGCACAGAAGACAUCGACUGCGUCCCACUGCAUCACGUAUAAUUUCACGAGGACGCCCGAGCCAGGGACGUUCGAGUUAGAACAGGUCUCACAGCAUUUCAUCUUGGGAUUGACACCACUUGACCAUGACUACAGAUAUAAAGGAGUUCUUACUGUACCUGACCCAGCUGUGCCGGCCAGAAUGAAAGUGCGCUUUCCUUUAAGCGUCGCUGGAUCAGCAAGUUAUACAAUUCUAGCGACUGACUAUGAUCAGUACGCGGCUAUAUUCACUUGCCAGAAGUUAGCGUUCGCCCACAGACGUUCCGCCACCAUACUCUCUCGCACCAAGGAGCUCGAUAAGAUAUUUAUUGAUAAGAUGCGUUUGAAGCUGGCAUCUUUCGGUGUGGACCCGUACGAUCUGUCGAUCAUUUCGCAGUCGAACUGCCCGGGCCGGCCCAACGGCGCUACAGAAGGCGUCGACAUCAACAUCAACCCAAACACAUUCUCUACGCACAACAUCGGGGAAGUUGUGAGGAAGACCGGCGGAGUUAUUGCCGAUGGUGUGGAAUACGUAGUGGAAGCUGGCAAGAAAGUGUACCACAAAGUGACCGACAGCAAGGAAGAUCUCACUGAGACGCCAAACACACAUUUGGCUUCCCCAAACAGACUUUCCGCAAAACCCGAUGACGACGCAGAAUGGUUGCCAUAGAAAAUCACAUUUUUGACUGAAAUAUUUGUAACUAUUUCUAAAGUUAUUGUAAUGCCAUUAGCCAUUAGCCUUUAAGAAUCAUAGACAAUGUUUUCCCGCUUAUUUUGACAGCUGUCACUGUUAUAAGACAAUAAUACUCCGUAGAAUAUUUGUAAGUCAAAUAAAUGCAUUUUUACAUUAUAAAUUUGAGUUUUAGUAAUUUUUUAUUUAAAUAAAUCGAC
Molecule: messenger RNA, 1197 nt
Organism: Papilio polytes (common Mormon)
Lineage: Eukaryota; Metazoa; Arthropoda; Insecta; Lepidoptera; Papilionidae
Product: apolipoprotein D-like
Exons: 6
Coding region: 149-976 (275 amino acids)
Biological process (GO): lipid transport; tissue regeneration; brain development
Molecular function (GO): lipid binding
Source: RefSeq, a predicted model, not a curated record